Messenger RNA from Morus notabilis, 1234 nucleotides. Its product is annotated as GTP-binding protein At2g22870. Lineage: Eukaryota; Viridiplantae; Streptophyta; Magnoliopsida; Rosales; Moraceae. The record is from RefSeq and is a predicted model, not a curated record. The transcript has 4 exons. Gene Ontology annotation, molecular function: GTP binding. Bases 49 to 963 code for a protein of 304 amino acids.
GAAACCUGAAACAGACGUAAACAUCUCGAGAGCCGAAACAUAAGAAUAAUGUUACUGAGAAAUCGCCUCUCAACCCUCCAAUUCGCCACUCUCUUAUCCCCUUCUUCUUCUACCAAAACUCGACCUUUCACUCUCACUCUCCGAAACACUCUCUCAAGCUCAGCUCGCCGGAGUCGGAGCCGGAGCCACCAUGUCUCGGCGGCGACCCCCACGAGCCCAUCUCCGACCCCCUCCGACACCGCCAGGUUCGUCCGCGACUUCCUCUUCGUACCGCCCGGGGUCGAACCUGAGGAGGUCACCGAAGAAAUGGUCCUGCCCGGUUCCAACAUCGUGGUCGGACCUUACGCCGGCGACGCCAAGAUCAAGGACGUGGAGUUCGUGAAGAGCAGCGGCAGGGCCAAGGACUGCCCCAAAGACGACCGACCCGAAUUCGCUAUUCUGGGUCGUUCCAAUGUCGGCAAGUCAUCGCUUAUUAAUGCCCUCGUGAGGAAAAAGGAAGUCGCGCUUACUUCUAAAAAGCCAGGGAAAACUCAGCUAAUAAAUCAUUUUCUGGUGAACAGAAGUUGGUACAUUGUGGAUUUGCCUGGCUAUGGAUUUGCCAAGGCUUCAGAAGCAGCUCGAAUGGAUUGGUCUUCGUUCACUAAAGGGUAUUUUCUGAACAGAGAUACUCUGGUUGCGGUUCUGCUUCUUGUUGAUGCAAGUGUUCCACCUCAAAAGAUCGACCUUGACUGUGCCAAUUGGCUUGGACGCAACAAUAUACCGCUGACUUUCAUUUUUACAAAGUGUGACAAAAUGAAGGGAAAAGGAAAAAAGCCGGCUGAGAACAUCAGGGAUUUUCAACAGUUCAUCGCGCAAAACUACCCUAAACACCCGCCGUGGAUCAUGACUAGCAGUGUCACUGGUUUGGGCAGAGAUGAGCUCCUCCUUCACAUGUCACAGCUAAGGAACUACUGGAAUCAAUGACACCAAAGUAUAGUUAAAACUCUGAAGUAACUUCAUCUGAUAAAUGCUUAGCACAAAACUUCAUCUAAAAAUGGUGCAUAGGAAUCUAGGGACUUCAAACAAAUACUGCCUAUAGGAUUUUGUAAUGUUUGCUAUCUACUUUUCUCAUGAAUCCCUUUCAAUCAAUGCAUUAGAGAUUUGUAAUUUGGCUAUGCAGCUUGGAUGUAAGGUUCUCUAUGUGUAUAUAUAUUAUGUAGAUAAGUCUGAUUUGUUUUUUUGUUUAGUGGAAAUU